AUGUCAUCUUCCAGUGGAGUUAAAGCAAAUGCGUAUUGGGCCAUCAAGAAAUUGAGUUUUGAUCUUGAAGUUGCUAGUGAGAAACAUCUAUCUCAACUAAAUGAGAUGGAUGAAUUUCUACUUGAUGCCUAUGAAAAUGCCAAGAUCUACAAGGAAAAGACAAUGAGAUGGCAUGAUCAAAAGAUUGUUGAGCAUCAUUUUGAGCUUGGUCAACAUGUGUUAUUGUUGAACUCACACUUGAAGCUAUUUUCAGGCAAGUUUAAAUUAAGAUGGUCGAGGCCUUUCAUUGUAUCAAUGGUGUUUCCACAUGGUGCAAUGGAGAUAAUGGAUGGUAUAACAAAUGAAACAUUCAAAGUGAAUGGGCAAUGGUUAAAGGAUUAUUGGGGAGAUGACAUUGAUUGUCAACAAUCCUCCAUCAACCUUUCCGACCCUAAAUGA
Theobroma cacao (cacao) is the source of this 438-nucleotide messenger RNA. RefSeq lists its product as uncharacterized. NCBI's taxonomy places the organism in Eukaryota, Viridiplantae, Streptophyta, Magnoliopsida, Malvales, Malvaceae. The record is from RefSeq and is a predicted model, not a curated record.